CUUCGGGCUCUGGAUCGGGCCUAGGUGAUAUUGUUGAGGGAUACGGUGUCACAACUAUCAAAACGGAAGUCUGCUAUUCUCUCAUCUUGACUGAGACGUUGAACCUCACUUUCACGGCUGGAACCUCCACAACACCCAUCUCACUCGCAAACAUAACGGCCCUACCCUCAACAGGCUCAGAGUACGAGCGCAACGUCACAGACCCGACAGCACUUGCAUGCUGCCCGAAUGCAAACGCUUGCAUUGUUCAAGAUGGGGAACGGUUCUACCCACCCGAAGCCUCGAUUCCUGACUCUGAUUGUCUCUGCGGCAAGACUUUGGAGGGCGGGGGCAUUGGGUUCCGGACGGGUAGAUGCGUCGGGUAUGAUCAGUGUAACUCGACGUCUCCCUGUGCUGGAGGUGGUGUAUGUCUGGUUGACAACUGUUGUGGCUUUAAUGUCUGUGUGAAAGGGACGGAGUGCUCUGCUCCAAAGGCCGGUGGGAUGCGGCUGAAUCUCUUUGGGACGGAGACUUCUGGAGGGCUUUUCUGUGGGCAGUACACACUGCUCAU
This is a messenger RNA of Colletotrichum phormii, 550 nucleotides long. RefSeq lists its product as uncharacterized. The record is from RefSeq and is a predicted model, not a curated record. NCBI's taxonomy places the organism in Eukaryota, Fungi, Ascomycota, Sordariomycetes, Glomerellales, Glomerellaceae. The transcript has a single exon. The coding region runs from base 229 to 447 and encodes 72 amino acids.